AUGAAGAUACAACUUUUUGUACUUUCAAUUAUUUUAAUAAGUGGAAAUGAAUGUGUUUUAAAAAGAUAAUCUUGCAAAGACUUAAAUACUAAAAAAUAAUGUAAUAAUACAGACGAUAAGGCUUUAUAAUGUUACUGGAACAACUCUUGUUUCAAUAAUAAAUAUUAAUCUUGUUAUUUAUUCUUGACUGAAUCAGAGUGUUAAGAGAGUAGUGAAUAUUUAUGUUAUUGGUAAAAUGGAUAAUGUAUAAAAAACAAAAAGUAUUAUUAUUCUUAAAAAGUUGAACUGAAAAUAAUAUAUGUGAAAAUAUUGAUAAUUAUAUUGAUUGUAGUCAUACAGAGAGAAGAUAAGAAUAAUUUUGUACAUGGAAGCAUGGACGUUGUUAAACUAUUUAGAAAUGUUCUGAAAUAACAGACUUUAAAUAAUGCAGAAAUGCUCAUAUUAGAGAGAGGUAUACAAAUUGAUAAUUAAUAAAAGAUGUCAAUAUGUGAUUAAUAAUGUAGCCUCUAGUCAAGAGAAAGAAUAUAUCUAUAUAGCAGAUAUUUUUGAUUAUAAUAAUUGCAGAGAAGAAGAUUGUUUAUUUAAAACAUAUACUUCUUGUCCUGAAUUUAUUAAUGGAAGAAGAUGUUUCUUAAAUUCAGGAUAAUGUACAUAAUGUUCUUAUUAAACAAAUCCAUAGGAUUGUAUAGUCACAAAAUAAUGUACUUGGUAAAGUUCUGAAUGUUCAAACAUUUUGUAAUAUUUUAUAUCCAUAUUAUUUAAGGUGUUAUUAAAUCACAAGUAAAAGAUUGUGUAAUUAAAUCAACUAUUGUCAAUAUGAUUUUACUACUUAAAGUUGCUAAAUCAAAAAUAUAGAUAAGACUAGUCAUUGUUAUAAUUAUAACAUUAGUUCUGAUCCCAUUAAAACAAAAUAUAAUAGUUUUUUUGGUUUAUGA
Messenger RNA from Paramecium pentaurelia, 935 nucleotides. Lineage: Eukaryota; Ciliophora; Oligohymenophorea; Peniculida; Parameciidae. The record is from the annotation of a GenBank genome assembly.